AAACGGAUUACCACAAUACUCUUCAAUGACAAAUCCUUCUUCUUCAUUUUCGUUCUCCUUUAUAACAGGCUUCAUUACUUUACAUCUAUUAUGGACUUCUACCUGUUAUGCAAGUGGAUGCUAUACUUCAAUCAUCAGUUUUGGGGACUCCCUAGCAGAUACCGGUAACCUAAAACAACUUGACUCAAUCAAGAAUGAACAGCCACUCCAUUUCUUUUUGCCCCCGUAUGGUGAAACCUUUUUUCAUACGCCCACUGGUCGUUGCUCUAAUGGUCGCCUCAUCAUUGAUUUCAUUGCUGAAGGCAUCAGGCUACCAUUGGUACGACCAUUUGUUGGUGCCAAGGGAAACCGCCUGAUGGAAUCCCGAUCGGGAGUAAAUUUUGCAGUGGUGGGGGCAACCGCAUUGGAUUCUUCAUUCCAUGCAGCUAGAGGGGUUGAUAAUCCUUUGACAAAUUCAUCUUUAAGAGUUCAGUUGAGUUGGUUCAAACAAUCGUUGCAAUCUAUUUGUCUCAAUGUUGAAGAUUGUAAGCACUUAAUUGAACGUUCUUUGAUACUCAUGGGUGAGAUUGGAGGAAACGACUACAAUCAUGCAUUACAAGCAGGAAAGUCUAUCGAUGAGGUUGAAACAUACAUUCCAUUUGUUAUUGAGGCUAUCGGCUCAGCAGUUAAUGAACUUAUUGAUCUAGGAGCCAAGACAUUACUUGUUCCAGGAAACCUACCAAUUGGAUGCUCUCCGGUGUAUUUAACAAUGUAUUAUGGCUCUGAUAAAGAAGAGUACGAUAAUUCAACUGGUUGCCUUAUCCGGUUGAAUAAGCUUGCUUUGUAUCACAAUGAACUUCUACAGAUAGCGUUAAACCAAAUCAGAAAGCGUCAUCCUGAUGUCAUAAUCAUCUAUGCUGACUACUAUAAUGCUGCCAUGCAAAUCUUUCGCUCUCCAAAGAAAUAUGGAUUCACAAAUGGAGCUUUAAAGGCGUGUUGUGGUGGUGGAGGGCCGUUUAACUACAACUCAUCGGUACCAUGUGCACACCCCUCUUCAAAUUUAUGUCUUCAACCACAUACGUAUGUCAAUUGGGAUGGGCUACACUUAACGCAAGCUGCAUAUAAAUUUAUCUAUAAGAGCUUAUUUCAGGGGCCAUACACUACGCCACAAUUUAACCAUGUGUGUCAUACUCAAAUUUUAAAAGAGAUGGUUGGAUUAUCGAGUUCUAUGUAAGCAAGUGACAUAAAUUUAUUAAUUCUUAUCCGAGUUCUAUGGAAA
This is a messenger RNA of Lactuca sativa (garden lettuce), 1258 nucleotides long. Its product is annotated as GDSL esterase/lipase At1g28570. The record is from RefSeq and is a predicted model, not a curated record. Gene Ontology annotation, molecular function: hydrolase activity, acting on ester bonds. Lineage: Eukaryota; Viridiplantae; Streptophyta; Magnoliopsida; Asterales; Asteraceae.